AUUAGACCUGUGGUGAGAACAAUACCCGCAUCCACAGCGAGCAGGGGCCGCGUGGCUGCAGUUUGUUUGUUCAAAGGGUUACGAGUUCAGCACUAAUGCCCAAUAUCAAAGACAUGAAGUUCAUUUGUGGAGCGGAAGCGUGAGCGGCAGUUUGACACUCCCUGCAGGCACAGUCGUAAUAGUACCUACACACACACACAAAGGCAUUUUAUUGCCUUCAGCUGAGGGAGAUAAUGACGCGCGCGCACCGUCCCGUUUUCCUGCUCCGCUGCUGGGGGAAGCUGCUGUGCACAGCGCCGCUGCAGCAGCCUGGAAGCAGGAAAUAGGCAGGGAACUCAGAAGAACAUCGAUGCUCUGAGGCGCAGGAGGACAGAGAUUCCCACGCCCCAGCAGUGGUCCUCCUGGGGAUGGACCUGCCACCAGAGAGUAAGAUGAACUCUGAGGGUGAAGGCAGACCAGCCCCUCCUACCUCUUUACCCCUGCAAGGAGGUCCCACCCAAAGGAAAAAGCUUUCUGCCCCUCGUAUCAGCCUGUCCCUGGACCAGAGCGAGGACGACCUGGGGGAGACCCCCGACGAUCUCGACAUCAACGUCGAUGACCUCGACACUCCUGACGAGGGGGACUACCUGGACUACACGGACCAUGAAAAGGACUGGGAGGACCUGAGUGCAGUCAGUAUCAGGGAGCCCUACGACCCGAUUCCGACGUACAGCGCCGAAGAGGAGCGCCAAGACGGCAAGCUGUGGAGGACGGUCAUCAUCGGGGAGCAGGAGCAUCGCAUCAACAUGAAGAUCAUUGAGCCCUACAUGAAAGUCAUCUCCCACGGAGGCUACUACGGCAGCGGAGUAAAUGCCAUCAUAGUGUUUGCUGCGUGCUUCCUGCCAGACAGCGACAGGGAGGACUACCACGAAAUCAUGGAGAACCUCUUCCUCUAUGUGAUCAGCACGCUGGAGCUGAUGGUGGCGGAGGACUACAUGAUCUUGUACCUGAAUGGAGCCACGCCUCACAGGAGAAUGCCUGGUCUUGGUUGGCUGAAGAAGUGCUAUCAGAUGAUUGACAGGAGGCUCAGGAAGAAUUUGAAAUCCUUCAUUAUUCUGCAUCCAUCAUGGUUUAUAAGGACCAUUCUAGCCAUUACCAAGCCCUUCAUCAGCGCCAAGUUCAGCAGUAAGAUAAAGUAUGUCAACAGUCUGGACGAGCUGCAGGAGCUGAUCCCCAUGGACAACAUCCAGAUCCCAGAGUGCAUCAUUAGACUCGACAGGGAACUCAUGGAGUCUGCGGAGAAUUCGAGAGUGAACAGUUUUCUGCAGGGACCAGAACCUCCAGCAGCAGCAGGCAGAGCAGACAGACCAGACGUAGCUGGUGCCAGCAGCUCUUAAACCCCAGCAUCUCUAUGGGUCGCCUCCAUUCAGGAGUCACAGUUCAACGGCUGGAAGGAGGAAGAAAAGGCCUGUAAACCUUGUGUUUGUCAAUUAGAAACCGGACUUUAUGUGAAAACGCAACUUGCCAACGUAGACAACAGUCUAAUCUCAUUCUUGGCGGCUGCUGUAGCAUCUACUGUACCUCACACCUGCAAUGCCAGACCUAUAUAGUCAAGUGUGAUGCUCGGCAGCACCUACAGUACAGAGUAGCAUCAUUGUUCACGGUAGGGUAGGAAAUGCAAUUACACACCAGACAGUGCACUGCACAAAUCCAUCUGUAGAAUACAGUGUUGUCGUCGUGUGCGUGAGAAGCAGUGAAGCAAUAAUAUCACCCUCGACUGCAGUAAUGCCGACAAAGAGAGGAUCCUGUCAGCAAUAUACACAAUAAACGCGCAAGAUGAGGGAACCAAAUGUUCAAGCAGCAGUUCGAUCUUCAUUCCGGAGCCUAUACAGAUAUUUUGAAAAAAUCAGACCAUAAAGGAGUAUAUAUUGCAAACAAUGCAUUGAUUGAGAGUGUGUCCUUUAGCCAUGUUCUGUGUGUGUGAGUGUGUGUGUUUGUUUGUCAGAUAAAUAAACUGGAAGUCUCUUUUCCACUUCUCCUGGCUCUUCAGGACGAAAGAGGAAAUAAAAAAACUAAGAUAAAGCACAAGCUCUUUCCCGUGUGUGUCUCCACACACGCCUGGUGUGCAUUUGUGCUUCGGUGCAUGUCUUCUCAUAGAUAACAGAUGGACCUCUGACCCACGAGUCUUGUGCUAUGGUGUAUUGACAAUGCGCAAAGAAAUGACAGAUUGAAAUUAUGGAUCACUAUCUAGUAAUUCAAUAAAAAAUGGACUAAUGUCUGCA
Betta splendens (Siamese fighting fish) is the source of this 2261-nucleotide messenger RNA. RefSeq names its product prune homolog 2 with BCH domain (gene prune2). Gene Ontology annotation, cellular component: cytoplasm. The transcript is spliced from 13 exons. NCBI's taxonomy places the organism in Eukaryota, Metazoa, Chordata, Actinopteri, Anabantiformes, Osphronemidae. Bases 408 to 1376 code for a protein of 322 amino acids. Gene Ontology annotation, biological process: apoptotic process. The record is from RefSeq and is a predicted model, not a curated record.